AGAGAGAGAGAUGCCGGUGACGGCGCUGUGGGAGCUGCUGUGGGUGUCUUUAAGAGCCUCUUUUUCCCGCUCGGUGAGCAUUCUGCCCUCUUGACGCCGAGCCGGUAGAACAGGAGCAGCUGAACAGGAGCAGCUGUCUGGAGCUGAACGCGCUCGACCCGCGUCGGAAAUACGUUUAUUGUCGUUGUUUUUCUCCCCGUCUCAGAUUUUAGGAUAUAACUGCCGCCCUCUGAAGCCUUACAGAGACACGAUGGAGUUGCCAAAGUCCUGCGCUGUCAGUCUGACUCUGCUCGCCGUCCUCGGCUCUGCCGCGGCAGCUGCGCACUAUAGCUGCGAUGGAUCGCUAACGUCUGGACUGCCUGCAGCCUCCUUCCAGAGCUCUUCGCACUUCUCAGAGAGCCGGGCUGCAUACUUUGCCAAGCUCAACAGAAGAGAUGGAGGAGGUGGCUGGAGCCCGCAGCUGACAGACAAGUCCCCUUGGUUUCAGCUGGACCUCCGGGUGCGGAUGGAGGUGACGGCGGUGGCCACCCAGGGCCGCUAUGGCAGCCAUGACUGGGUUAGCGCUUACAUGCUCUUGUACAGUGACACCGGACGCGUCUGGAAGCAGUACAGGCAUGAGGAUAGCGUGGGGCGAUUGGUGGGGAACUCAAAUUCAGACACUGUGGUUCACCACAAGCUCAGCCAGUCCAUCAGAACCCGGUUCCUGAGGUUUGUUCCGGUGGAGUGGAACUCCAGCGGCAGGGUGGGGCUAAGAGUGGAGGCCUACGGCUGUGCAUACAAAUCUUACGUGGCGGACUUUGAUGGCCGAAGCUCUCUGCUCUACCGGUUCAACCAGAAGUCCAUGAGCACAGUGAAGGAUGUGAUAUCUCUGCGCUUUAAGAGUCGGCAGGCAGAAGGUGUUUUGCUGCAUGGGGAGGGCCAAAGAGGAGACUACAUCACUCUGGAGCUGCACCGUGGAAGGCUAGCUUUGCACCUCAAUCUUGAUGACACCAGGGUCAGGGCCAGCAGUGGGCGAAUGGUGGUCACACUGGGCAGUCUCCUAGAUGACCAGCACUGGCAUUCAGUGCUCAUCGAGCGCUUUAACAAGCAGGUCAACUUCACCUUGGACAGACACACACAACACUUCAGGGCCAAAGGUGACGGAGACUCUCUGGAUGUCGACUACGAGCUCAGCUUCGGUGGGAUUCCUCUGCCUGGAAAGCCUGGGACCUUCCUCAGACGGAACUUUCACGGCUGCGUGGAGAACCUCUACUACAACGGCGUAAACAUCAUUGAUCUUGCUAAGCGACGCAAACCACAGAUAUACAGUGUGGGCAAUGUGACCUUUUCCUGCUCCGAGCCGCAGCUGGUAGCCGCCACCUUCUUGAGCUCCAGCAGCAGCUUCCUGUCUCUGCCGGCCCCAGCACCCACUCUGGAGGGGCUCUCGGUGCGCCUGCAAUUCCGCACCUGGAACCCAGACGGCCUGCUGCUGUCCACCCGGAUGGUCUCAGAGGAGGAGCCCUGCUACCUGCUCCUGCAGAUUAGCAGCGGUCGCCUUCGCCUCACCCACCACACCUCUGACCUCAAGACAUCGGAGGUGUCCACUGGUCAGAGAGUCAACGAUGGUCUAUGGCACUUGGUGAGUGUCAGCACUAGAGGUCUGCAGGUGACCAUGACCCUGGACAACGAGCCAGCCUCAUCAAUUCAGCUAGAGGACUACCUGGAGCCAAGAGAUAAUUACUACUUUGGGGGAUGUCCGGUGGCUCAGAACGGCUCCAGCUGUAUUAACCCAACCAUGGCCUUCCAAGGAUGUAUGCGUCUUAUCCUCAUCAACAACCAACCAACUGAUUUCAUGCUUGUCCAGCAAGGGGUCAUGGGUAGCUGGAAUCAACUACAGUUUGACAUCUGUGGCAUUCAGGACAGGUGCCUCCCCAGUUUCUGCGAAAACGGCGGCCGCUGCACUCAGACUUGGUCUUCUUUCCACUGCGACUGCGCUGGAACCGGAUACAGUGGAGCUACGUGCCAUAAUUCUGUCUACGAAUCCUCGUGCGAGGCCUACAGGCUUGCAGGAAGCUCCUCUGGCGACUUCUCCAUUGAUCCUGAUGGGAGCGGCCCUCUCGGCCCCAUUCAGGUCUACUGCAACAUGACAGAGAGCAAAGUAUGGACUGUGGUUCACCACAACAGCACAAGUCAGGCACGAGUCCGAGGUUCUACCCUGGAGAAACCAUACAACAUGCACUUUGACUACGGUGCCUCUCCGGAGCAGCUGAGAAUGCUCGUGGCACAGUCGGAAUACUGUCAACAGAAGAUAACUUACCAGUGCAGGAAAUCACGCCUUUUCAACACAUGGGAUGGUGCCCCCUUGUCCUGGUGGCUGGACCGUAGCGGAGAGAGGAGGACGUACUGGGGGGGCGUCCUGCCCGGAGUCCAGCAGUGUGCCUGCAGUCUGGAGGAAAAUUGCAUCGACUUGAAUUACUUCUGCAACUGCGACGCAGAUAGAGACUCAUGGGAGAAUGAUACUGGCUUCCUGUCCUAUAAAGAGGACUUGCCCGUGAGUGGGAUAGCUAUAGGAGACACGAGUCGCCUGAAUUCUGAGGCUGUGUAUAGCGUCGGACCUUUGGAAUGCUCCGGUGACAAGUCUCUGUGGAACGCGGCGUCUUUUUAUGAGGAAGCAUCGUAUCUGCACUUCCCUGCUUUCCAGAUUGAGUUCUCCUUUGACAUCUCCUUCUACUUCAAAACUGGCUCCCCCUCUGGGGUCUUCCUCGAAAAUCUGGGGCUCCAAGACUUCAUCAUAGUGGAACUAAGCUCUCCUUCCUCCGUGACAUUCUCCUUUAAUGCGGGCGAUGGGCCGGUGGUCUUAGCUGUCAAGUCCCCCGUGCCUCUGAAUGACAGGCAGUGGCACUGGGUUCGUGCCGAGCGGAACGUGAAGGAGGCGUCGCUGCAGGUGGACCAGCUGCCCCUGCGCUACCUGGAUGCUCCAGCUGACGGACACCUACGCCUGCAGCUGAACAGCCAACUGUUUGUGGGAGGAACAGCUACCAGACAGAGGGGUUUCCUCGGCUGCAUCCGAGCGCUUGAUGUGAACGGCGUCAGCUUUGACCUAGACGAGCGGGCCAAGAUGACCCCUGGGGUGAGCUCGGGCUGCCCAGGUCACUGCAGCAGCUCUGCCGGCUUCUGCCACAACCGUGGCAAAUGCAUUGAGAAGAGCAGCGGCUACGUAUGCGACUGCACUCACUCCGCCUACGGGGGACCCUCCUGCAAGGAAGAGGUAUCCGUGUCCUUCGAGAAGGGUUCGUCGGUGACCUACACCUUCCAGGAGCCGUUCUCCGUCAUGCAGAACAGGACAGCUCAGGUUUCCUCUGCAUCCUCCGUGUACAGCAAGUCCAGGGACAACAUGGCCCUCAGUUUCCUUACGACGCAGAGUCCCGCAAUGCUCCUCACCAUCAACACUUUCUCCCAGCAGUACGUCGCUAUCAUCUUAGCCCGCAACGGGAGUCUGCAGAUUUGGUACCGGCUCCAUAAAGAGCGGAGACCCAGUGUGUUCAGCCCUGUGCUCACCAACCUGGCAGAUGGAGAACUUCACCGACUCCGGCUCCACAGAGAGGGAAAAGAUGUAUAUGUGCAGGUUGAUCAAGACAAUAAAAAAUACUCCCUCUCGUAUGAUACAGAGUUUAACUCAAUGAGGUCGCUAACUCUGGGAAAAGUUACAGCAGGAAACGAUGCACUAGACGAGGAAGUUGCACAAGCAGGAUCCAAAGGUUUCGUCGGCUGCUUUUCAUCUGUGCAGUACAAUCACAUAGCUCCGCUAAAAGCAGCACUGCUCAACCGUGGUAGCUCACUGGUCAGCAUACGAGGACAUUUGCUGGAGUCUAACUGUGGAGCGCUGGCUGAUUUAUCAACCUCUAAAUCCCGUUUAGACCAUGGGGAUGAGGCUGCUAAAGAUAACAAGCAUCAUGAAGAUGACACCCAAAGAGAUUCGGCAGUAAUCGGAGGCGUGGUUACAGCAGUUAUCUUCAUAACGCUGUGCGUGGUGGCAGUGAUGGCACAUUUCCUCUACCAACACCGGCAGGUCCGGAGAACCGCCAGCAUCCAGGAGAAGGACCACAGACACAGCCUUGAAGCUGCCUAUAGGGCAGAACUCCACCUAAACAAUUCUAUGAGGGACAGUAUGAAGGAAUACUACAUCUGAUGGACGUGUCAAGCCUGUAGCUGUCGGUUUUUCCUACUUAUGUUUAGUGCUUCUGCACAUGCGUGGUGGACCUCGUCUAGCUGGGGUUGUGUGGAAGAGAUUGUUCGCUACUGAAGCCUGGAGUACAUAGGGGUCUACAGAUCUAGGUAGGUAGUAGCUAGUAGAUGCCCAACCUGUUGGCCCAGCACUGUGGGCCAGGUUGUGAUGUAUGACGAUGGUGUUAUGGGGAAAGUCCCUACAUUUUUGGACAGUAUCCCUCUGAAAGAAGUCUGGAAUGGAGAAUGACCAUGUUAUUUUCAGAGGCUUCGUUUAUUCAUGUUGGGCUCAAAGGGUUCAUGCUAUGAUCUGCAAAAAUCAACCCCCACUUCCCCUACUGGACUGGACACAAAGAAAAAUGUUGCCUACUUCAAGAGGCAGUUAGCAGUCAGUGAAAUCUUGUUUUAUUUAUUCAUAUACAGUACUGUGCAAAAGUCAGAGCCAAUACUUUGUUUAGUUCAUUUACAGUCAAAAGGUUAUUUGUUACCUUUAUUGCAGCUUUCAUGAUUUUUGUCAGAUUAGUGUUCAUUUUUUUCAAAGAAAUCUGCAGGGAAAUCCAAAAGUUCAGUCUUAGAAGCUGCUUUCUGCUUCUCACCAUCCAAGUAAUCCCAAACACACUGAGUGAUGUUGAGAUCUGAGUUGGU
Pygocentrus nattereri (red-bellied piranha) is the source of this 4848-nucleotide messenger RNA. RefSeq names its product contactin associated protein family member 5a (gene cntnap5a). The transcript has 24 exons. The coding region runs from base 251 to 4168 and encodes 1305 amino acids. The record is from RefSeq and is a predicted model, not a curated record. NCBI's taxonomy places the organism in Eukaryota, Metazoa, Chordata, Actinopteri, Characiformes, Serrasalmidae.